GUGACCCGCCCAAAAUAUCUAAUGGUUGCCAACUCAUCAAUAUGUUGACGGUUCUUUCUUAACGUUCAUUUAAUUCACGCAAGUGUCAUUCGAAAUUGUUCAACGUGGUUGCAAAAAUUCCUGCAAACAUGCAAAGCGUUUUAUUCGUACUCGUUACACUGUUUGCGUACGCACAUUCUAUUAGAUUCUACCUUGAACCAAACUCGAUGAAAUGUUUGAAAGAGGAAGCGCAAGCUCAUGUUUUGGUUGCUGGAGAAUACGAGGUCUCCGAAACGCCGGGUAUUAAAACUGAAUAUAUCGUCCGUGAUUCGAAGUCCGAAGUACUCGGUAAAAAUGAUAACAUAGUUCAAGGAAAGAUGUUGAAAUUCUCAUUUGUAUUAGAGACAUAUGAUAAAUUUGAAAUUUGCUUCAUGGCGCGUGUUUUACAGCCCCAUUACUCGAACAAUAUGAAACAUAUCAAACAAGAGGUUCACUUGAUUACAAAACGUGGUAUUGAAGCAAAGAAUUACGAACUUAUGAUAAGCGAAGCAGCUAAACUGAAACCUUCAGAAGUAGAACUAAAACGUUUAGAAGAUUUGUCUGAAGCAAUUGUUCAAGACUUUGCUCGAAUGAGACAGAAUGAGGAAGAAAUGAGAGAUACUAAUGAGGCAACGAAUUCUCGAGUACUCCACUUCAGUAUAUUCUCCACCUUAUGGCUCUUUGUACUUUCCACUUGUCAGGUUUUGUACUUGAGACGUUUCUUUAAAUUGAAAAAACUCAUUGAAUAGGUAAAAAGUAGAAACAUCAGAGAUUUUCAAUCUUCCAACGAUUUUUACUACAAAAUUUUGUUUAUACAAAUUUUGAUAAACGAGUAAAAAAAGUCGUCAAAAUUAUGUAAAAAGAGUUUACAGACUUGUAGUUUGUACAUUUGAUGGCAAUUUAAAUAAAACAACGGGUGGAGUAAUCAUUGAAUAAGUACACACAGAAAUUUAAAGAAAGUGUGUAAUUUACUUUAGUUAAAAUAAGAUAAAUAAAUAUAGGUUGCAAAUAACUUAAGUACAUUGUAUUACACCUCUAAUAAAAUAUGUCUAGUACGAGAGUCAAAAGCUCAUGUAUUUAAUAGCCUAAGUAUUACGUGUUUGUGUUAUUUUCCUCAGUGUUUGUCUACAAAUCAAAAUAAGAUCUACUCUUGUAAUUUUUAUUAUAUACUGGAAUAAAAAAAAAUUUGAGAUA
This is a messenger RNA of Megalopta genalis, 1212 nucleotides long. The record is from RefSeq and is a predicted model, not a curated record. NCBI's taxonomy places the organism in Eukaryota, Metazoa, Arthropoda, Insecta, Hymenoptera, Halictidae.